UCUAUGUACCUGCAUAAAAUAGUUGUACCUUGCCAAAAUCAUUCUGAUUUUUCAUUCAUUCAAAAUUAUUCUUUGGAAAUUUCCAAAAACCUUUUUUUACGUCUAAACGUGCUUCACUGUAAUGCCUCUCCCAUCUUCCAUGUCACCUCAAAACGGCUACCGACAGGAUGUCUGGAAUCCCGGGUGGCCGUACGGACCACGCAACGCUCUGUUUUACCAGUCGCAGCGAGCGUUGUUCGUACGCGAUGAUUACUGCGGCGAUCAGAACGAGCGCUACCGAAAGAACAGUUUCGGUAGCAGUCUGGAUGGACACAUCGAGGCGCCCCUGACAGGACGCGGGAGCAUUUUACACAACGCAGAUGCCAUGGCCAAACAAAUGGCUAUGGAUGCACGCGCCAGGACUGCUCGUGACGCGGAUACCUUGACCAGAAACAUGGACAUGGAUACGCGCGGUGGAUAUGGAUACAUGUCCAACGUGGAGUACCGAUCGCGCCAUGCCCAACCGGCCACCAGUACGUGGUCGGCGAACGGUUCGAAUGCUGUAAGGCAAGGAUCAGGCCCUUCCACAUCCAAGUACGAGCACCAGUAUACCGGUUAUGGUUAUCCCGGAGCAGCGCGCCCGUCCAAAAAGGUCGAAGUUCACGAUUCACCGGCAUAGCACACCAAAUGCCGGAUUUGCUGUUAACUGUCCAGUUCGCUUUA
This is a messenger RNA of Paramacrobiotus metropolitanus, 702 nucleotides long. RefSeq lists its product as uncharacterized. The coding region runs from base 122 to 658 and encodes 178 amino acids. The record is from RefSeq and is a predicted model, not a curated record. NCBI's taxonomy places the organism in Eukaryota, Metazoa, Tardigrada, Eutardigrada, Parachela, Macrobiotidae. The transcript has 3 exons.